ACAAACUCCACUAGCUGUUAGAAAGAUGCAGUGUUAGAAGAAAAUCAGAUGAAUCUUCAAGCUACUUUCAUUGAAGACACCGUAAAUAUCAAGGGAAGUAACUCACAGGAUACGCAACUACUGCCGAAUGAAUGAGAUGGAAAGAGUUUUGAGAGUGUUGUAGAACGUAAAGCUAUUCAAGAUGUUUGCAAAAGAGCUUCAUUAUAAAACUGUGAUAAAACUCCACCCUUUUUCACCUCUGGCUGUGAAGUUCGACAUGGUGGCUUGCUAGACGGAGUGUAUGGACGCGGACAAACUGGAUUACUGUGACAAACUUUAACUCAGAGAGGACUGUAAUGGAACAGACAAGGAUGGCGGCCUAGCUUGUCUGGCACUGGGAUGUUAAAACCACAGAGUGGGAUAUUCCUCCAACUGUCACUGCAGGGAUAAUAGUCAAUCACACACACGCCUACAAGCAGACAGAUUUUUAGAGGCGAAAGACUGGUGUAUGUGUGAACUGUGGCAGUAUAGACCAUUCAGAAGCGUGAACGGGAGAGUGAAAAUAAAGCGCGCUAAAAAGGUUCCACAGCAGUGGUGACGCAUAAAAAGAGAAAACCUCUCUCUCAGUACACAGAGUAGUACGUAGUCUAGUUUGGGCACGGUGGCAGGGGCCGGUUCAUGGCAGGGGGGUGGGCGCAUGCCGCCUGUGCCUCUGCAGCGAGAGGGACGCUUCGGCUUGGGAUGGGGUUGGGCCGCAUGGGCUCGGGCUCAGAGGACAGGCGAGCUGAGAGCCUGGGUGCCUGCCGGAGUCGGACCAGCGGAGGCAGGAGAACGGGGUAGUAAACGAUGCUCCCUUCGCUUCUGCGUGGUCUUGGGAUCCCUUGCCCUCCUGUUCCUCACCUCACUCUUUUUCUCCUUGUCUCUGAGAGGAGGAGCCGGCUUGCCUUACUUGGAACCCCAGCGAUGGGAAGAGUCACGCAGAGUUAAGCUAGUGCCCAGCUAUACCGGAUCCCACCAGGUCAUCACGGCUGAGAGCUCUCAGCAGAAGACAUGUGCCUGCUCUCAGUGCGUGGGCGACCCAGGUGUUUCUGACUGGUUCGACGAGAACUAUGACCCGGACAUCUCGCCUGUGUGGAUUCGGGACAACCUCCAGCUGCCUCCAGACGUGUACUACUGGUGGGUGAUGUUGCAACCUCAAUUCAAACCCCACAACAUCCAGCAAGUUCUACAGCGGAUGUUCCAUGUCAUUCCAGGCCGUUCCCCAUAUGGUUCGUGGGACCCUGCCCGCUGUCUGCGCUGUGCCGUGGUGGGAAAUUCGGGGAACCUCCAGGGGGCAGGUUACGGUUCAGUGAUUGAUGGCCACGACUUCAUCAUGAGGAUGAACCUGGCUCCCACUGUAGGGUACGAAGAGGAUGCCGGCAGCCGUACUACACACCACUUCAUGUACCCAGAGAGUGCCAAAAACCUGGCGCCCAAUGUUAGCUUUGUGCUAGUGCCCUUCAAGAUGCUUGACUUGUUGUGGAUCACCAGUGCCCUCUCCACCGGACAGAUCCGCUUCACUUACGCUCCAGUGAAGCAGUUUCUGCGUGUGGAUAAAGACAAGGUUCAGAUCUUCAACCCAGCUUUCUUUAAAUACAUCCAUGACCGCUGGACUCGUCAUCAUGGCCGCUAUCCCUCCACUGGCAUGCUUGUGCUGUUCUUUGCUCUACACGUAUGUGAUGAGGUGAAUGUAUUUGGCUUUGGGGCAGACAGCAGGGGAAACUGGCACCACUAUUGGGAGCAGAACCGCUAUUCUGGAGAGUUUCGUAAAACGGGUGUCCAUGAUGCAGACUAUGAGGCCCAGAUCAUUGACAAGCUGACCAAAGCUGGCAAGAUCUCAGUCUUUCCUGGAAAGUGAAUCUGGGCACCAGGUGCAAAGAAAUGGAUCAACUGAUGGACUACCAUAAACAAAACCACCCAUUAUCCACUUGACACACAUAGUGUGCCUGUUAAACGUGACCAAGAAGUAA
Molecule: messenger RNA, 1988 nt
Organism: Carassius carassius (crucian carp)
Lineage: Eukaryota; Metazoa; Chordata; Actinopteri; Cypriniformes; Cyprinidae
Product: CMP-N-acetylneuraminate-beta-galactosamide-alpha-2,3-sialyltransferase 2-like
Exons: 6
Coding region: 677-1876 (399 amino acids)
Molecular function (GO): beta-galactoside (CMP) alpha-2,3-sialyltransferase activity
Source: RefSeq, a predicted model, not a curated record